AUGGAUGAAGACACGAAGGGUAGUGGUAGCCCACCCUCGGUGGAUUACGGCGAUGGCGAAGAAGAUGAGCCAUUGGCCGCCGAGGGUCCCAGUAGUGCCGCGGCGAGCCAUGAGGUUCCUGCGGACGCAGAGACAGAGGUCCCGGAGACAGCCAUGAGGCCCAGAAGAGUGGAAUCAGCGUUGAAGGACGCAAAGACGUUUGAGGAUUACAGGAAGAAGAGACCCUUCAAGUUCCUUCACAUGUAUUCUGGUCCCAACGAUCCCCUUGGGCAAGCCAUCAAGCUGGAAGCGGCAAAAAAUCGGCUCAACGUGGUUGUACUUAGCUUGGACAACCAGCUGGACCCUGACUUGGACCUAGCAGACCCGGGAGGCUUCCAGAUCAUGAAGGAGGACGUGAGCAAGGGAGAGUGGGACUACACUCACGCCGGCUUCCCGUGUGGGUCCUUUUCGAUGGCCAGGCACAACGUCACACCUGGCCAGCCGGGUCCGGUCCGGGAUAAGCUGAACAUUUAUGGACUGCCCGGCAACAGCCCACAACAGCAGGCAGAGGCUGACAAGGGAACCCGUAUGGCAACUCAGGCAUCGGAGAUUUACGAGGCCCAGGUGAACAGCUGCAUCAAACGCAAAGUUCCCCCACUGGCAACACUGGAGAAUCCACCAGGAAGUGAGGAAUCGGGGAGCGCCUGGGACGUACCCGAGGUAUCGGCUUGCCUACAAAGAACCAAGGCAAUUAGAGCCAACUACAACACGUGUGCCUACCAGCUCAAGUCCAAGGAGAGGCACUUCAAACCGGGUGUGUGGACGGGAAGGUUGCAGAACUUGGAGAAGGUAUCCAAGGUUUGCAGAUGCCCUGCAUGGAUCAAACACACGGCACUGGUUGGGAAGAGAAAGACAGCUCCGGCGGCAGAAUACCCGGCGGCGCUAGCCGAGACCAUAGCUGCUGAAGUGGUGAUGGUGUGGAAGAAGACGCUGAACCUUGAGUGGUGGAGAUACCAAUUCGAGACAAAGUCCAAGGUCGUCAAUGAUCUACAACGGGCAUGGCUUGAGAACGAAGAGAAGAAAACCGGAGGAGGGACGACCAGGUCUGAGCCUUCGAAGAGGGCUGCAUCGAUGGCCUUCAAGAUCGACAACAUCGAAAGCGAUGAUUUGGCCGAGAGCUCGAAAGCGAGGCCAACCAAGGUCUUGAAAGAGGAACACAACAGAUUGUGCAUUGGUGGGAUGAGAAACCCAGCCAAGACGGUGAAGAGGUUGACACAGCUUCGAGCAACGGGCCAGAAGAUAUCGAAGAUGUGGGACGAGUUCAUCGAGUCCCACCCGAGAGCUUUGCAGGUGGCAACACACUAUGGGAAACCUGACAACAUCUUCGACGAAGAGCUCCUCGAGUUAUGGCGACUUGCACUACGAGAAAAUCUGGCAAAGGUUGAAGAGCACCCCAUGGUCGUCAGAGAAAAUUGGGAGUUCAAGUCCCCGCUGGUGUCGGAGCUUUGGGAAUCGUGGGGUGAGGAAGCAGUAGACCCGGAUGUCCACUUGCCAGAGUUCAUGCGGAGAGGUGCACCACUGGGAAUGGAGGUACAGAUCCCCCCGAGCGGUGUAUUCCCAGCGGCUGUGGGGGCAGAGGAGACGAACACCGACCAGGCGGGAGAGUUCGAAGAGUUGAGAUUCCUCCGCAACUACGAGUCAGUUCGAUCUCAACCAGAAGAAGCAACUUUGGAAAUCAACAGGUACGUGGAAAAGAACUUUGCCAAGCGCGUGACCUGGCAGUGGAUCAAGGACGUGCUGGGAGAGACAGGCACUGUGUCGAAGAUGGCGCUGAUCCUCAAACAAAAGGACGAUGGGAGCAUCAAAAGAAGGAUCAUCCUAGACAUGAGGAGAAGUUUUGGUAACUCAAGAGCCAAAACAGAUGAGCGCAUAGUGCUGCCGCGACUCACAGAUGUGGUCCAUAUGUUGCAGGACAUGUGGAAACCCCGAGGCGGAGACAAAGGUCGCAGAGAGUCCAAGGAAGAGGAUGACUUCGAAAUAUACCUCAUAGACCUCGAAGACGCCUUCUGCCAUUUCCCGGUUCGGAAAGAAGAGCUGAGGCACUGCGUGACCCCGGACGAGCACGACCAGGACGCCUUAGUUUGGACGGCGAUGCUGUUCGGAUACAAGGCAGCUCCAUUGAUCAUGGGGAGGUUGUCGUCGGCGUUGGGAAGACUUUUGCAAAGCAUCAUGGACCCGAACUUCACACAGCUCCAAGUCUAUGUGGACGACGUGCUGAUGGCAUCCCUUGGACCCCGACCACAAAGAGAGUCAAAGCUCGCGGCGGCGCUGUAUACGGCAGCGGCCUUUGGGGUCCGCGUGAACCUGAGGAAAGGUGAACGAGGAAGAAGGGUGACGUGGAUUGGAUGCUCCAUAGAGGUCCCGGUGGUACAGGUCGGAGAGCCCGAAGUGGUGGUCUUGGGAAUAUCCAAGAACAUGAUCGAUCAGGUGCUGACCACGCUUCACACCUGGAAGGGAGGAGGAAUGGGCUCAAUCAAAGAGCUGAGAUCCACCACGGGAAGGUUGUCAUGGGUCGGAGGAAUCCUGCCACGGUUAAGAUGGACCGUGAACGUCCUCUACGCUACUCUGAAAGAAGUUGAGAGAGAACAACAAGACGGAACAGAGGAGCGACGGGCAGCGGGCCGAGAGGACACGAGGUCAAAAGUGGGAUUGUUCCCGAUCAAACGUCUCGGAGGAGUACACCUGUGGUUGCUGAAGCUCUUCGAGAACCCGGUGGAGAAUCUCAUCCGCAUCGAGAGGAUGAAGAAACCAAAAGUUCCAUGGGGCGUCAUCACAGAUGCCUCACCAAAGGGCUGGGGGGCCAUUUUGGUCAAAGUGGUGGACGAUCACCCAAAACAGCUGGUGCCGGUCGAAGCAGUUGAAGGCCUCAUCACCGAGAACGAGGCAAAGCUCCUGAAAGUGGACUAUGGUGAGUCAUCGUCUCAAGCGGUGAUGGAAGCUUUGGCCAUAGUCAGAGCAGUUGACAAGUGGGGCCAAAAGUUCCGUGAAAGAGCGAUUCUUAUCAGGUCUGAUUCAUCGGUAGCUUUGGCCAUGACAAAGCGACUGGCCAGCCCGCACCCAACGCUGAACUUCCUGGCGGCCGAAUUGGUGCUGAGACUGGAGAAGUACCAGGUGCAGAGAGUGACUUUACAUCACUUGCGGGGCACCUGGAAUGAGGAAGCAGAUUGGCUGUCGUUCAAGCGUCAGAAAGACUUGCAUCGGCGGCCCCGGGUCCUCGGACAACAUUGUCCAAUGGAUCCUCCAGAUAUGGCUGCUGACAGUGCUGUGCGCAUUCGCAGCCGGGGCAAUGUGCUGGCGUCAAUGGUGCUCGCGGCGGCGCCAAAGAGAAGCAUGGAUGGGCGAGCUUGGGACUUGGAAGGAAGAGGCCGGUCCAAUCAAGGACAACUCAAUUUCCCAACAAGGAGCCCUGUUCCACAGCCCCCCGAGCUCGAGAAUCCGAAAGAACCGCAGCCCCGUGAGUUCCAGAAGCAGAAGGACAGCAAAAGGGGCGAACAAUCAGCAGAGCUCGAAGGACUCCUCAAGCGUGUCUACGAGCAAGAGUUCCAGGCGAAGAAAAGCUUGCAACAAGCAACCCCCGGUGCCAGAAGAGUCAAUGACAAUGGAAGGCAUCAGAGGAAGACCGAGCGCGGUAGAAAAGGGAAGAACAGUUUUAAACAUCAUGGAGAACAGGGCAAAUCGAAUGAUGCAAAGCCCAGGACAGCCAAGAGAAAGUUGAAGGACAUGUCGAACUUGGCAAAGUCCCCGGCGUGGAUUGCGGCGGCAAGAGCAAAGCUGAAGAACAGGCUGUUUUCAGCAUCAACGUUGGCAUCAAAGGAGUCCAAGAGGAGGAGAAUCCAAGAAAUCAUGGAUAACUGCAACAUCCGACUUGGAGAGAAUGGCAUUACAACCGAUGAGAUCCUGACGAUUGCUGCAGUGUUGGGUGAGACAUCGAUAAAGAGUGCGGACCAGUAUUUAGCAGAAGUAAAACUCAUGCAGCUGGAAGCUGGAGUAUCUUGGACAGACGUGUUGGACAGGCAACUGACCAUGGUCAAGAGAGCUCUGAAGCGUGAUACAGGUCCCGAAGAGCGUGCCAAGGAGUUCAACCCGGAGCUCAUGCCGGACAAGACAUGGGAAACAAGACUGCAGACAAAGGGGCUCCCAAUCAGAACAGCUUGGGCCUAUGGAUGGGCAGUCAUUUGGAUGCUCAGGUGCAUCGAAGUGGUGAACCUCCAGGCGGCAGAUGUGGCAUUGGACUUCACCAACAAGUUAGUCACAGUGAACAUCAGGAAGUCAAAGAUGGAUCAAUCUGCCCACGGCGUAAAGAGAACUUUGAAGUGCUGCGGGAACUCGUCUUGUCUGAGGUUGUGCCCUUGGAGCUUAGCGAUUCGUGUACUGUCUGAUCACGCCAGUCCAUCCGAGACAACGCCCCUCUUCCCCGACAAGGACGGUACACGAAUACAGAAGGUGAAGAUGGUAAAGUCAUGGAUGGACAACAUCAAUGAAGAGCUGACGGGCCAUUCAGCCAGAAGAAGUGGAGCCAUGUGGUACGCUAGGAAAGGCCUACCCGUCCACGAGAUAGGGCUGCUUGGCAGGUGGAAAUCGUCAGCGGUGUUUAGAUACAUAGAAGAGGCGUUGCAAGAGAUUCCACUCAACGCAAACGUGGUAACAAGCUCCACGACUGCACAAGGUGGCCAACUGGUUUGCCCUGGCACCCCUGUACCAGGAACACCGGUGGUUCGUGCGGCAAAGGUCCAGGAGGCUCUCGAAGAAAAGGAGGUACAACUAUUGGACAAGAAGCUGAAAAGAUCGGCACCACCAGAACAAUGUUGGGCUGUGUCCACGGGGCGCAGAGGUAGAACAUCACACCGUGUCAGGCGUGCCUCGUGGAAUCUUAGCCUUGCAAGUUGGGACACGUGGUGCGGAUGGCAUUUCGCAGAAAGAAAUGUCAAAGUCACAUUGGCGCCAAAGCUCCUGGACUCGACAUCGAAAUGCAAAAAGUGUGAGAUGGCCUACCAGUCCCGCGACGGUGUCAAAGAUGAGGUAAGCCUGGCGCAACUGGUCAAUUUUGAAUGA
Messenger RNA from Cladocopium goreaui, 5091 nucleotides. The record is from the annotation of a GenBank genome assembly. Lineage: Eukaryota; Dinophyceae; Suessiales; Symbiodiniaceae.